AUGAAAAAGUUCUAUUUAAAGACCGAUGACCCCAUAACAUAUCACAACAGAGAAGACAUGAAUUUCAGCGGGUCUUCUACCAGCGACACGAUCUCCGUUGAAUGCGAAAUCUACGAAUAUCUGGGUGGAAGACUUGAUCGUACCGCUACAUGGGCGUAUGUGCUGCUUAUCUUCAUAACAGUCGUCAACAUAACAACAUGUCCAUUCAUCAUUAUUUUGAACGUGCUGGUGAUGAUUGCUGUGAAGACCAAAGCCCGACUGAAAACUAACUCCAAUAUCACACUGUGCUGUUUAGCGUUCAUUGAUAUGCUAGUGGGAAUAAUCGCCCAACCUGUUUUUGCCGCGGUCACGAUAUUAACCAUGCAAGGUGAGACAUCGAACAAACACUGCACGCUGCAACGAUUAUCGAGAAUUGUGGUUAAGUCAUUAUGUGGAGCUUCAUUCUGUCAACUUGCCCUGAUUAGCGUGGAAAGGUAUUUGGCCAUUAAACACUCGUUCACUUACACAAGCCAUGUUACUAAAGCUCGUAUACUCGGCUUGUCUGCUGUGACUUGGAUAAGCAUAAUGGUGCAGGCAUGUAUACCCUUUCUCAUAACGGACGAGAACAUUUUGUUGACGGUGAGUUAUUUUCGCUUUCCCUUUCUUAUGGCCAUCAUAGUCUUCUGCCACAUUGCGGUUUACAGGGAAAUUCGCCGCCACGAGAAGCAAAUCGCAGCCCAUCAAAUAUCAGAAGAAGCCAGGGAAAAAUUCUUGAAGGAGGGAAAAGCUUUAAAGUUAACAACUACUGUACUUUUUAUUCUGCUAUUGUGCUAUCUGCCAUCAAUUAUUGUUCGAAUACUACUUCAGACUUCUACCAUAAAUCGUGUAAAGACAGCUCAUAUUGCUUUUUUCACGACAAGCUUUGUAGCAAUUCUCAAUUCGUUGAUAAAUCCUGUUAUUUACUGCGUUAGGAUAAAGCACUUUCGAAUUGCGUUCGUUGAAAUAUUACUCAGAAAAAACUACACACAGGCUGAACGGUUCCGAUUGCGAGUCUUCGAAAGAUCGACGAACAUUGUGGUACCGCUUGAAGCAACACAGGAAGGGGAAGAACCACCAAACAAUGAGCAAGAAAAUGCGAACGAUAACAUUAUUCACGGAAGCAACAUAAUGGCAUCAAUAGCAACAUCAUGA
Orbicella faveolata is the source of this 1170-nucleotide messenger RNA. RefSeq names its product melanocyte-stimulating hormone receptor-like. Gene Ontology annotation, biological process: G protein-coupled receptor signaling pathway. Gene Ontology annotation, cellular component: plasma membrane. The record is from RefSeq and is a predicted model, not a curated record. Gene Ontology annotation, molecular function: G protein-coupled receptor activity. NCBI's taxonomy places the organism in Eukaryota, Metazoa, Cnidaria, Anthozoa, Scleractinia, Merulinidae.